Hypomesus transpacificus is the source of this 7467-nucleotide messenger RNA. RefSeq names its product PHD and ring finger domains 1 (gene phrf1). Bases 218 to 5530 code for a protein of 1770 amino acids. The transcript has 22 exons. NCBI's taxonomy places the organism in Eukaryota, Metazoa, Chordata, Actinopteri, Osmeriformes, Osmeridae. The record is from RefSeq and is a predicted model, not a curated record.
GUAUGUUCGGCCAUUUCCGUCUAGAGCUACAUCUUCAGCCGGUGGUGUCACUCAACAAUUCGGGACUUCAAGUACUCUAAACAUGCACCCCACAACUCCCUCACAGGAUAAAGGAUUAUAGAACGUUUUAUAUCGACGUAUCCCAAGCGCGUCUGUCCACUGUUCUGAGACAGUGUUUGCAUCUGUGUUGACGUUUGAGGCGCUCUGAUGGUCAGCAAUGGAUGAGGAGGACAGCCAGGAUGAGCUGAUAAACAGGAACGCUUCCCACGGGAAAGGCAAGAGAGCUGCUGGGUGGAAUAUCUCAGGAUCAGAGGAGGACUCUGAGGAAGCAGGAGAGGAGAUGGAGGAUGAAGAGUCUGAGAGCGGGGAUGAUGAUGAUGAAGAGGAGGAGGAUCACCUCGACGGAGAGGAUGAGGAGAUGGAAGAGGAAGAUGACAGUGAUGAUGAUGAGGAAGAAGAAGAAGAGGAGGAUUCUGGGAAGGCUGUGGAGGGGGCUGUGGCAGGAGCCUCUGCCGACCCCGCAGAGCUCAGCUCAGAUGAGGACUCAGAGAAGUGUCCCAUCUGCCUCAACUCAUUCCACAGCCAGCCUGUGGCCACCCCAGAGAGCUGUGAGCACUACUUCUGUCUGGACUGCAUCCUGGAGUGGUCCAAGAACGCCAACUCCUGCCCCGUGGACCGGAUCGUCUUCAAUAACAUCUACCUGAGGAAGAAUUUUGGAGGGAAAGUUCAGAAGAUGAUCACAGUGCACAAGCCUGUCAAGGAGGGCCAGGAGGAGCAGGUGGACCUGGAGCUGGAACAGACCAGCUGCGAGGUGUGCAGGGGGAGAGACCGCGAGGAUCGCUUGCUGCUCUGCGACGGUUGUGACGCGGGGUACCACAUGGAGUGCCUGACCCCCCCUCUGGAUGCCGUUCCUGUGGAGGAAUGGUUUUGCCCAGGGUGUGAAGCCAACAACCGUCGCUCACGGGGUUCUGCCGAGGACCUGAGCGAGGCUGAGAGCCAGAGCAGCGACCGCCCCACCACCAGCCGCUCCCGCCCCGCCCCAGCAGGGCCCACCCGGGCCAUCGCCCGCACCCAGCAGAGCGAGCGCGUCCGCGCCAACGUCAACCGCCACCGCAUCACCCAGGCACGCACGGCACAGCUGGCCCCCAGGUUCCUGAUGCAGUCCACCUGGCUGGACGACACCAUCAACGCUGUGGUGGCGGGCCUCAACACCGCCGUGUACGUCCGCAACCUCACGCCCCGCGCAGCCCCCAGCCGCCGGCGCAGGACCGUAAAGCGCAGGAAAGGCAGGAAGUCCACUGCCUCCGGGGAGAAGGGCAAAGCGGCGGGCACGGGCGUGAAGAGGCGGAGGAGGAAGAGGAGAACCAAAUCCAGGAGGAAGCUGGUGGCGAAGAAGCAGCCGACGUCGCGGGGCCGUAUAGCCCGUAGCCUGGGCAACGCUAAGCCCAAGAAGGGCUCCACUCUGCCCUCAGUGUGCCGGCCCUCGGACCACACUCUGGGCAGCAUGCGCGCUGACAUAGGGGCCGCCUCUUUCUCCGUCUACGGAGACCCCUUCGAUCUGGACCCCUUUGACAACGGGGAGGAAGACGAGGAGCAGACCCAGGUGACAUCACUGCUCGACGCCAAGAGGCGGGGCCUCUCUCGCUCCGCCCUUCGCUCCCACCAGCCGGUGGCUCGCCCAAUCACUGCUGGCCUCUCCAGGGGUGGCCAGGGUCAGCCCCAGGCAGAGGAGGCGGCCCCAGUGCCUGACCUGCUGGGCAGCAUCCUAACAGGACAGAGCAUGCUGAUGAUGGACAGCUCCGAUGUGGUCAUCAACAGAGACGGCUCCCUCAAGGCAGUCAAGCCAGUGAGCUCGUCGUCUCCGUCGAUUCCAGGUAGCAGCAGCAGAAGCAGCAGCUCGGGAGAGACUGGGCCGCCCGGCCCCCCGGGACAGUCCCCCAACCCCGGACCAAGCUUUGGCGACCUGGCGGGGCCCUCCCACAGCCCCCGGAACCCCCCACUGCCCCACAGCUCCCCAGGACCCUCAUCAUCGUCCCCUCUCAACCCCUCGCCACCCUCCCCCUCCCUGACCAACCACAGCCACACUGCCGCCAACCCCCACCCCUCCAGCCUGGGCCACCCACGCCUCCAGCUGGCCCCACCUUCCCACAGACCCAGCCCCACAGCGGGACCUAGCCUCCGGGGGACCAACGGUGUCGGACCCCCGCACAGAGGCCACCCUUCCACCUCCGGCCCCCAUUCUCACUCCAAAGGCAGGGAGGCGGCGCCACCACAGUCCCAGGCCAAGAAAGCCGCCCCGCCCAAACCCGUGUGGGUGGACGUGUCGGUGCUACCCAGGAUACCAAAGAUCAAACGGGAGACCAACGGCAUCGGCAACGACAGCGCCACUAGGGGGAGCAGCAGUAGCAACGGUUUCCCUGAGUCAGGCAUGCAGAGCCUGGCCGGAAACAGAGGCAGGCAGCACAGCGUGGACCAGCAGCAGGGGAGGCAGGACGGACAGACUCCCCGACACAGACCCGGCCCUCCCUCGGCCUUCGCCAGCUCCUUUUCCUCCUCGUCGUCGUCGGGUUCCCCCGCCAACCCUCCGCCGCCCUCCUCCUCGUCCACGAUUUGCUUCCGGAUCAACUCCAGCGGGAGCGCUUGGCACGCGCGGCCGCUCGCCCACGCCUCCGCCAUGGCGUGUGGGAGCUCGGAGGAGGACGAGGCAGCCAAGAAGAGGGGCGGGGCUGAGCCGAGGCGGCCGGGCUGGCGCGCGCGGGUCAAAGAGGAGCCGGCGGAGCGGGACGCGUACGACCCCUUCCAUCCCACGGGCUCCGAGUCCGACGGCUCAGGCGGCGAGCCCGAGAGCCGUGCCGCCGCAGACUGCAAGUCCCAGCGUGCUCGGGGCGGCUCCGGGCUUCCUGACGUGGGCGGCGGAGCCGGAUUUCGGAAGCAGGUUAAAGCUGAGGCCCCGGAGAGGAGGAUCUCGCCAGAGGGGGCGGGCGUCUCAGGGGAGCGCGUCGAGGUGAAGACGGAACCAGAGCCCUCUGGCAUCAGGGACUGUGGGAGGACUAAUCGUAGCCCACAAAGAGCACCCCAACCUGGGGCGAGCAGCAACACCAACUCCUUGCCUCACCGCCUGGUGCCUGUGAAGACUGAAAAGCCAGAACCAGCGGAGGAGAGCAGUCUACAGAGCCAGACCUCGACCUCCUCCCUCCAGAGAAGAGCUACCUCUGCCUCUAGCUCAGCCUCUACCUCAGCCUCCAGCCUCCCGGGCGAGAGGAGGUUAAAGACUGAGGUGAAACAGGAACCUGGGGACAGUCCAGCCGGCUCCCCCUCCAGGUCCUCGGGCCGGGGAAGGCAGGUGUCCGGGGGCAGCGGGGCGUCCAGGGAGCGGCAGUCGGCCUCCAGGGAGCGGCAGUCGGCCUCCAGCAGCCCGGAGCCAGACAGGCGGAGGAGAGGAGGGCAUCCAGACUCAGGGCAGGCAGGGAGGAGGAGGAAGGGGGAGGGGAGGCGGAGGGGGCAGGGCUCAGGGGAGGCAGGGAGGAGGAGGAGGGGGGAGGAGGGCAGUGAGAGGAGUACCAGACGCUCUGGGUCCCGGGACAGGAGGAGGCGUUCCCCCUCAGACAGCUCGGACUCGGGGGCGUCUGAGAGGUCACGCAGGAAGAGGCGCUCCCGAGACGGGAGGCGCUCCAGGUCAGGCUCCGACUCCAGCAGUAGAGAACCCAGGAAGAGUAAAAAGCAGAAGAGAGGAGGGAGCAGGGAGAGGAGGGCCGGCAGAGAGGGUGCCAGAGAUGGAGGCCGCGUGGCCAAAGACGAGAGGUACGCGCGCUCGCGCUCCGCCUCGCGCUCCAGAUCCAGGGAGAGGAGGAAAGAGCCGUUGCGACCCCCACCGUCCUCGUCCGGCUCUAAGGGCAAGGUGGACUCGAGGUCCGGAGGCGGGAAGAGGCCGCAGUCCCGUUCCCGGUCCAGAGAGACACGGAAAGGAGAGGGGUCGUCCGCGGGCUCCUCCAAGGGGCCACAGAAAAUGGCUCCAACUCUGGCCACCUCUGACCUCUCCAAGGAACAGCAGGGGAGGAAGAGAGAGAAGAAACUCCCGGGAAUCAGCGCUCAGGAUGGAACGGAGAGAGAGGUGAAGCGAGGGGCGUCUUCCUCGAACUCGGGGCAGAAACCUCUCUCCGUCUCUGAGGUGAAAGGGGAGAGGAACCACCGUGACGGCUGGGCCUCCACUAACCCCGUCCAGGAACCCCAAGUGGCCAAAGCCAUCAAGAAGGAGAAACUCACUUGCUUUGAUAUAUUCGGAGAAGAUUCAACAGAUGAUGAACCCGUGAAGGACGAAAAACCCCAGGCGACCUCCCUCAGUGCGAUCAAGGACUUCUAUCUGAAGAAGGAAAAAGAGAUCAAGAAAGAAAACAUGCGCUCCCCCCAAAACGAGCCUUGCACCUCCGCGACGUCCGCUGAGAAAAAGGAAGAGCGGGUAUCCAUAGCAACCGUCGAGAUCAAGACGGAGCCUGACCUGACCCUGGCGUCCAGUGUCCCCCCUCCUCCUCCCCCUCCGGCCCCCGCCCAGGCCGUGCCCUUCCCCUCCCCCACCCCCGCUAGCCUGGUCGCGGUUCCUGCGGACAUCCCUCCACCCCCUCCGGCGCCUCGGGUCAAGCCAGAGACGCCAGCCGGUGUCCCUGGGAGGCCGCCGGCCGAAGAGCCCUCGGACUCUGACGAGGACUUCAACGUGGAUAUGUUGCUGGACAGCCUGGACUUUGUGAAGAGCGAGAAGGCGGCGGAGAGAGAGGGAGGGGCAGCGGUGGUGGGAGGCGAGGUCAAACAGGAGAGGGGGGAGGAGGAGGAGGAGGGGGGAGGAGGAGGAGGAGAAGGCGGAGGGGGUGGUGGUGGAGGCGAGGUCAAACAGGAGGAGGAGGAGAAGGCGGAGGGAGAGCCGGUGCCGGGAACGGCUGGAGCCAAGAGCAAAGCUCCGGUGAAGAGGGUGACCUGGAACAUCCAGGAGCCCGACGGGCCCCAGCCAGAGAAGACCGGCAGCAAACUGGCUCUCUACAAACUGAAGCUGAAACAGGAAGGGGCACGCAGACCUUCCUCCUAUCAGGACCCCUCAGGGGCCCUGCCCAGCGGUGACCCCUCUGCCCAGGGUUCCAAGAAGGGCAGUGCCAACAGCCUGGCCCCAGCAGGGCUGUCAAUCCCUGGGCAGGGCCAUGCCACCGACACCCUCUCAGAGGCCACGGAGGAACCCAGGAACAAUAAGUACAUGAAGAAGCUGCACAUGCAGGAACGAGCCGUGGAGGAGGUCAAACUGGCCAUCAAGCCCUUCUACCAGAAGAGAGACAUCACCAAGGACGAGUACAAAGACAUCCUCCGCAAGGCCGUCCAAAAGGUGUGUCACAGCAAGAGUGGCGAGAUCAACCCUGUGAAGGUGGCCAACCUAGUCAAGGCCUACGUAGACAAAUACAAACAUGCUAGAAAACACGGGCAAGGAAGAGAAGAUGGAGAGACGACUCAGGAGACAGAGACCGAGGGAGCCAAAGACUCCGAGAGCCCAUGAGUCUGCUCGCGUCCAGAACAGCCUAAGAACCAUCCCAGAAGAGAGACUCUGACAUAUUUGUUUUGCUGUCAUUAGUUUUGGUCUGGAUUGUGAUGCAUACUGUGAAAGGACUUGUGGACUUUGAAAUGCCCUGUCUUUAGACUCUUGUUUUGUUGAUUUUUUUAAGGUGUGUAUGGGUAAUGUGCCACAUUGUGGAUAUCGUUUUUUGUUUGUUUUGUGAUUGAAAAGAGGAAUAGAGAAGCCAAUGUUUUGCACAUAUGUUCAGGGUGUGUGUUUGCAAUAUGCUCUGCUCUGGUGUCAUCUUGUGUUUUGUCAAAGAAGAAGGGAAGACCUCUUUUGUAGCUCUUUUGAAACAUUCGCAUGGGGUGCAGUCUCCAAAGAGACAGGCGUCAGAUUACCUUUCAGUGCUGCUGUUUUAGAGGCUCUGUCCAAGGUCGCCGACUACCAGCACGGCUCGCCGUUUUUGGUCUUUUCUGUUUUCUGUUUGUGUCUUUGAGUAUGCGUCAGUUGCAUUUUGUUUGGUCGCACGUGGUGCAAGAUUAAGGAGUCUAUAUACUGUUUAUUUUGGAAAUAUCUCCUACUUUUGUUUGUUUGAAAUGUUGCCAUUUUUGUAGAAAAUGAACAGAUGAAGAUGAUGAUAAUCCAGGAUUUUAGAUUUAAUGUAAAUUUGACCAUGAAAUACCAGUAUUUCUGCCCUUCCAAUUGAGAUAUUGUAUGUCAUGCACUGAGCAUCAGUAAGCUGUGGCUGGAUGUAGGUUUAGCUUUCUUUUCUUUUAAUAUAUAGUUUUAUUCUGAAAUCAGUUUUAUGUAGGGCUCUGUGGUACUCUGGGUACUUCUGUAUAACUUCCUCUAGAAUCAUGAAACACCAUAGCUCCUAUCCACCGAUCAGUCUGCUGUCAUCCAGAGAAUGUCCGGCAGCUUUGAUCGUCAGGCUCUGUCAAAACACUGUUCAUCUGAUAGUGGCGCUUGUUUGAGAGAAUGCUGCAAACUGCACCAGCUAUCUGGCUGUCCUUUCUUGCCUAGAUCAGAAAGCUGGUUUCAGGUUUAUGUAUCAGGAUUUUGUAAGGUUGAGUUGGAUCCGUCCGUUUAAGUUGUCACUCAAGUUGCAGCCUAAAGAUUGGUGAUCAUGGGUAAUGAAACCUCCCAGUUGUUUAAGUUGGUGCUCACUUUUAAACAGGGAAACACUUAGUUACAUCUUUGUUCAGAUGCAAUAACUCUCAUGGUCAUGUUCAUUUCCACUGUGAUCUAUUUUAGAUAAUAAGCAAAUUCAGACACAGGUGAGGUUUUGUACUGAGUGCACGUGUCCUCAUUAUUAUGACUUUUCUCCACUGUAGGAUUCCUCUAUGGAACUACAUCUGAUUGCCUUGGCAAUGUUGUUUGUGUUGCACCGCAGCAGGAAAGUGUGUGGCAUGUUGACUUGCCUUGGCCUGCCCUUCAGCUGUGUGUGGGAGGUGAUAUACUGUAACAGGUGCUUGAAUUCAGAAGAAUCUCGCUUGUUCACUUUUCUCUUCCGUCACGUAGUAGUAGGUGCGCAGAAUAGAGGGAAAUACAAUUUCAGAUUAUAUUGAUCCUAAUUAAUUUUGUGUUUAAUGUUUAAAAGGACCUUUGUAAUAUUGGUGAGCAACGGUGUACGUGCAAUGCUCUGUUGAUUAACCCAGUAUUUUCCAGUAAAAUACAGACUACACCAGAAAUGGCACAUCCAAGAAAAUGUCAUUUCUUGUGGGUACCAACAUAUAGUUUGUUGGGGUAGUUAGCAUGAAAUGUGUGCAGUUUCAAAUGAUGGAGAGGGUGUUCUUUUGGAUAUAAAGCAAUGUAGGGCUGCUCUACUUCAACAGGGCAGCUUGCCCGUGCUGCCUUCUCUACAUCUACCCUGAGCCAACUGGAUGAUCUGAUUGUAAAUACUUAUGUUAUUAUUGUAAUAAACAAAGAAAACAUUU